Molecule: messenger RNA, 838 nt
Organism: Neurospora tetraspora
Lineage: Eukaryota; Fungi; Ascomycota; Sordariomycetes; Sordariales; Sordariaceae
Exons: 2
Coding region: 254-499 (81 amino acids)
Source: RefSeq, a predicted model, not a curated record
GUUUACAUUUUCGAACUAUUGGAUAUCUCACCGCCUGCCUAGCAGGCCUAGCUACAGCAUACUAGUCCUCUUUGCUUCCUCCACCACCUACCUACCUUCAUCAGUCUGGGUUGCUUCCUCCGUCCCUUGAUUGCUUCCUACCCUAGGUAACAAACUAUAAAAGCAAACCUUGGUCCCCCAUCUCUAAACAUCUCUAUUCACCCUACGAGCCAAACCAAAAUAAACCAAACACCUACAAAACUCAAAACAAACAAUGUUCCCCUCUCCCGCUUCCCGCAUCGCCCUCAGCACCGGCGGCGUUCCUUCCGGAACCUCUUCCUCCAACCCGCGACUAUUUGUCCGCCACCCCCGCCUAGCCUUCUUCACCUUCGCCCUCGCCGGCGUAGGCGCCACCUUCAAGUACGUGUCGACGACGAUCCGCAACAACGAGGUGGCGCAGAAGAGCUCGCCUGGUUCGCAGUUUUAUGUCAGCGUCGAUAGGAGUGGUGGGGGGAUUUGAUAUGUCUGACCUGGGGGAGAGGAAUGGAGGAGGGGAUGGGGUGUUGUGGUUGGAUGAGUCAAUGAUGAACUACGAAUAAUGAAACGACAUGAACGAAUUGAUGGGUGCGAGAUAUAAGAUUUUUUGGAUGGGAUUGUAAUGAUUGAUAUCAAGGGCGGGUAGCCAGCCGGGCCUGCAAAUUUCGAAACGGGAUUGUAUGAGAAGAGGCACAAGUUGAGCGUAUUUUUGGAUCAGUAGUCAUUUUGUCAAGACAACAAGAAUGACAACGGCAGAGGUUUGAAGAUAGUCAGGUAAUAAGCACCUCAAUCUUGAUUUGUGAAAAGCAACGAUAUAUGACAA